AUGUCAAUACCGUCCAGAUUAUUACCUCGGCUACGACCCUUAAUACCCUCACGAAGCAUCGUCAGCGCCGCACCGAGACACAUAGAAGAUUGGCCGCAACGCAGUUCUCUUGGCCCAUACUACGAAGUAAUUCUCAACAACCCGUCCCACAUCCCAAUCGACAAACCAGAAGUCCCUCCCAAAACAGCAGACCCCUCGGUGCAAUCAGAGUUUCCCACCAAAACCGCUGUGCAAACACCAGAAGAAAAAGCACGUUUAGUUUUUGGCUCACGCCUCUUCGGCUCCGCAGAGAAAGACGAGCGCUUAGCAGCACGAAAAGCAAAAGCCACAUACAUUGCCGGCGUUCUCGUCCCGCCUAAGCCCGUUGAACCGGAUAACUGCUGCAUGAGCGGCUGUGUGAACUGCGUGUAUGACCAGUACCGCGAUGAACUGGAGGAGUGGCAGCUCAAGAACGCAGAGGCACAAGCUGCGCUGAGAAAACACGAGGGGUCUAUGGACUCGGACGGUGGAGGGUCGGAGUCGAAUUGGGUUGCGCCAGAGGUUGGCAAGGCCAAGAUAGCGAAGGACUUUUGGGACGAGGAGCUGUACGCGGAUUUGCCAGUUGGGAUUAGAGAGUUUAUGAAGACGGAGAAGCUUUUGAAGAAGAGGCAUGAGAGUGAGGGCACCAAGGAGAGCUGA
Molecule: messenger RNA, 678 nt
Organism: Fusarium fujikuroi IMI 58289
Lineage: Eukaryota; Fungi; Ascomycota; Sordariomycetes; Hypocreales; Nectriaceae
Exons: 1
Coding region: 1-678 (225 amino acids)
Cellular component (GO): mitochondrion
Source: RefSeq, a predicted model, not a curated record